Messenger RNA from Melospiza georgiana, 2921 nucleotides. RefSeq names its product thromboxane A synthase 1 (gene TBXAS1). Bases 1 to 1602 code for a protein of 533 amino acids. NCBI's taxonomy places the organism in Eukaryota, Metazoa, Chordata, Aves, Passeriformes, Passerellidae. Gene Ontology annotation, molecular function: iron ion binding; heme binding; steroid hydroxylase activity. The record is from RefSeq and is a predicted model, not a curated record. The transcript is spliced from 13 exons.
AUGGAGCCUGCAGAUCUUCUGGCACUUGCCUGCCCAGGAAUGAACAGUACCACAGCCACCCUGGCACUGCUGGCAGUCCUGCUGGUCCUGCUGUAUUGGUACUCCACAUCUGCAUUCUCCAAACUAAGCAGAGUAGGGAUCCAACAUCCUCCACCUCUUCCCUUCAUUGGAAACCUGCUCUUUUUCCAUGAGGGUUUUUGGGAGAGCCACACAAAACUCAUAAAAGAGUAUGGACCUGUUUGUGGGUAUUAUAUUGGUCGCCAGAUGUUUGUGGUGGUCUCCUCACCAGAGAUGAUCAAGCAAAUCUUAGUGGCAGAUUUUAGUAACUUCACCAACAGAACUAAGCCGAAGUUGAUAUCCAAGCCAAUGCUUGAUAGCAUCCUUUGUCUUCGUGAUGACAGAUGGAAGUUUGUGCGGAGCCUCCUGACCCCAGCCUUCAGCGAUACCAAACUGAAAGAGAUGACACCAUUGAUAAACAAGAUUUGUGACACUCUGCUGUGUAACUUGAAAGUCUACGCAGAUUCUGGCAAAGCUUUUGAUAUCCAGAGGUGUUACAACUGCUUUACCUUGGAUGUCGUUGGUAGUGUAGCUUUUGGUACUGAGGUGGAUUCUCAGAAGAAUCCUGAUGACCCUUUUGUUAAGAAUUGCAGAACAUUCUUUGAAAUGUCUUUGUUUAAGCCUCUUCUCAUUCUAAUCCUUUCUUUCCCUUUCAUAAUGAUCCCAUUGCUACGCAUUUUUCCCAACAAGAAACAAAAGGAACUUAAUGAAUUUUUUAUCCAAACCAUAAAAAAUGCAAUUGUCCACAGACACCAGCAAGAUGCAGCUCAGAGGCGCAGAGAUUUUCUCCAGUGGAUGCUUGACGCGGGCGACUCAGCCAUGGCAGCCGGGUGUUCUGCUGUGCUCAGUCCAUCUGCUGCUCCCAGACAGGAUGAGGCGCCUCUGGCUGGCACAGCCCCAUCUGAAAAGGCUCAGAAGAUGCUGACAGAGGAUGAGAUAGCAGGCCAAGCUUUCCUGUUCCUGAUUGCUGGCUAUGAGACCACCACAAGCACGCUGUCCUUUGCCACCUACUUGCUGGCCACCAACCCAGAGUGCCAGGAGAAGGUGCUGCGGGAGGUCGAUGAGUUCUCUGCAAAACAUAUGGUCCCUGAUUGCCAAAAUGUACAAGAACUCCCUUAUCUGGACAUGGUGAUUGCAGAGACGUUGCGCUUGUACCCACCUGCAUUCAGAUUCACUAGAGAAGCAGCUAAAGACUGUGUGGUGCUGGGGCAGCAUAUUCCAGCUGGAGCUGUCAUUGAAAUUGCAGUUGGACACCUUCACCACAACCCUGAGUUCUGGCCAGAACCUGAGAAGUUCAUUCCUGAGAGGUUUACAGAGGAGGCCAAGAAGGAACGACAUCCCUUUGCAUACCUGCCCUUUGGGGCAGGACCCCGUGGCUGCCUUGGCAUGAAAAUGGGUUUGUUGGAGACAAAAAUUACUCUGCUGAGGAUUUUGCAGAAGUUUAAAUUCAAGACCUGCCCAGAGACUGAGAUUCCUUUGCAGCUCAAAUCAAAAGCCACACUUGGACCAAAAAAUGGAGUCUACAUUGUGCUGGAAUCUCGCUAAAAGGGAAUGUACAUCCUUGAGCUUCCUGGAAUGAGAGCCUUUGUUAGUGAGUCACUGGGUGUGAUUAUUUUUCAAAACUCCAAGGACAGGUAGGAGCCUAAGUCCCACUGAUGGUCAGUAGGUGCUUCCUCACUGCUCUCCUAUGGGACAGCUUCCAGUCACUUUUUAAAAUGGGCUCCACAGUCUUUUUAGGAUGUUUUCAAAUUGCUGUGAAUAGUAUCUACAAAGAAGCAUUCCACCUUCAUUUGCUUUUGUUCAUCACACUUCUUUUCACUUAUCUGUGAGAAUGCUUUCCUCAUGCUCAGUUUCCGCAAUUUAGAGUAGAUUUUAAUUUCAAUUCAUCAUAUGACACAUCCUUCUCAUGACCUUGUGAGUCCCUAGAGAAAACUCCAAAGGCACCACAGUUACAGCAGAAGACCUGGGAUGCAGUGCAUUGGAUUUUUUCAUGAACUCCACUAACAGUCAAAGCUGAGGCCCCUGUACAAUGCUUAAGCUCCACCUGUGUCUGUAAAGCCAGAGAAGUUGCACCUCCUCCAUGCUUUGAAAUGAUUUUAAAUACACUUAGGUUAACGAUUUGCACUUGGCACAUUCCAUCGACAUGACAGAAGAAUGAACCAGUAAAUUCCAGCAGCUAAGACCAAAGAAAUGAGGUGACAGCCAUUUUUCUGUCUGUUGAGCUGCUGUUGGAAAGGUGGAGACAAAGAAGAUACAAAUCUAAAGCAAGCAGGAGGACUGGAGGAAAUUUAAAGGCAAUCAGAAGCUGUUGGUACCACCUCUGCUUCAUGGGGAGGCCUUUCCUUUCCAAACAUUGCAGUUGGCACCACCUUUGUCUAUCUUGAAUCAAGGAAAUUAAGAGCAUGUGUGCACCAGAGCUGGUGGCAAAGGAGUGGGAUCCAGGAUGAUCAGAUUCAGCAGCUCUCUUGACCCCUGUGACACUGGAGCAGGUCAUGUCCCAAGUGCCUCACCCCCUCAGGACGGAACCUGUCUGAUUGCCAGCUGCAGCAGCCCCAUGGAUCCCUUCAAGAUGUGUGACUGUGCACAUGCAUCUUCCCAGCCAAAACAAUUGUAGCUUCCACUCCUGACAUUCCCUCUGUCCCACACUUCUGCAAAGCCUCCCCUGCCACACAGCUGGUGUUGCACAAGAAGCUGGAAGGAGACACAGCUGGGCCAGCUGACCUCCACUGAACACAGGGACAUUCCACACCUUAUGGCACCAUGCUCAGCACAUAAAACUAGGGGAAGAAGAAGGAAGGGGGACGACAUUCCAAGUGAUGGCAUUUGCCUUCCCAAGUCGCUGUUGUGCCUGCUGGAGCUCUGCU